UCUCUCCAGCCAAGCUUCCGCGGUCAGUAGCGCGUGCCAGACGUGCGCUGCAGCAGGCGUACCACGAACUGUCUGGUACAAUGCAUGGCUCCAACACGCACGACGAGGGAUUGCUAAAAAACCUCUAAUAUCGGACCAAACAUUUUGUAAACUGAAGAGAACUGUAAGAUGCGGGUGUCAGUUGUUGUCUACCUCUGUCUUUUGGCUCUAGAAAGAGUAAAAUGUGUUCCAAGCACACUCCAGCCCUCGUGUGGUACGGAGCUGGUCAGAGUAGAGCGAGGAUCCACUCUGAACCUUCAGUGUGGCAGUUACUGCUCAGAGAGCAGCGAGUACACCUGGUGGAAGAUGAGUGAACAAGACGAGACGAGGGUACAGCUCAGCUUCUCUGGAGCUGUCGUGACGGAGGACAAGGUUACUGAGGAGAGUGGGGGAGACUAUGAAUGCCAGUGUGGCAGCAGUGGACAGAUAUGCACCUUCUAUGUAGCAGUUCUUCCUGAAAUUACCUUCACUGCUAGUCACACCGCCACUCACUAUGGUGACGUGGUCAUACUCACAUGCUUGGUGGAGGGAAACCCCGCUAAUUUCACCACCAUUACAAACUCCUAUGGCAUUCUCCUACAGAGUCAGGUCAAGAGAAAGAUUAACUCUUUUCGACUAGAGACAACUGCCGUUGUCCACGAUAUCGAGGAGGAAGACUAUGAAUGCCAGAUAGAGCUACACUACAAGGGCAUCCAGUAG
Geodia barretti is the source of this 738-nucleotide messenger RNA. The record is from the annotation of a GenBank genome assembly. NCBI's taxonomy places the organism in Eukaryota, Metazoa, Porifera, Demospongiae, Tetractinellida, Geodiidae.